This is a messenger RNA of Falco peregrinus (peregrine falcon), 11089 nucleotides long. It is a transcript of the gene NCALD, whose product is annotated as neurocalcin delta. Bases 322 to 903 code for a protein of 193 amino acids. The transcript is spliced from 5 exons. Gene Ontology annotation, biological process: calcium-mediated signaling. The record is from RefSeq and is a predicted model, not a curated record. Gene Ontology annotation, cellular component: cytosol. Gene Ontology annotation, molecular function: calcium ion binding; actin binding; tubulin binding. NCBI's taxonomy places the organism in Eukaryota, Metazoa, Chordata, Aves, Falconiformes, Falconidae.
UCAGCUGGAGGCAGAGCCUGCGGUUUCGGCCGCGCAGUCAAAGCCUUGUGAGAACCCAGUGGAUGCUGGAUUUAUCCCCGCCGCCACCGCCGCUGCUGUUUCUCAGGGGCUGCCAGAGCAUGGACUAUUAAAAACUUGCAUUUCUGCAGUGUGAGGUAACCGUUUGCUUUAUGUUCUCGUCAGCAGAAUUCUGGUCCUGGCUGCCAGAACCUCCCACUCCCACCCUCCUGUUGCCUACUUUCCCAGAGAAAGUUCCAUUAAAUUUCACCAGUACGGAACAAAGACUCACAGUUACUCUCCAGGUAACAUUUUGACGCCAAUAUGGGAAAGCAAAACAGCAAACUACGCCCUGAAGUCAUGCAAGAUUUGCUAGAAAGUACAGACUUUACAGAACACGAGAUCCAGGAGUGGUACAAAGGCUUCUUGAGAGACUGUCCAAGUGGACAUUUAUCUAUGGAGGAGUUUAAAAAAAUAUAUGGGAACUUUUUCCCUUAUGGGGACGCUUCUAAGUUUGCGGAACAUGUAUUCCGCACUUUUGACGCCAAUGGAGAUGGAACAAUAGAUUUCAGAGAAUUCAUCAUAGCCUUGAGUGUAACGUCGAGAGGUAAACUGGAGCAAAAGCUGAAGUGGGCAUUCAGCAUGUACGACCUCGAUGGGAACGGCUACAUCAGUAAGUCAGAGAUGCUGGAAAUCGUGCAGGCAAUCUAUAAGAUGGUUUCUUCUGUAAUGAAGAUGCCAGAAGAUGAGUCGACACCAGAGAAGAGGACAGAGAAGAUCUUCCGCCAGAUGGACACCAACCGUGAUGGAAAGCUCUCUCUGGAAGAGUUCAUCCGAGGCGCCAAGAGUGAUCCGUCCAUAGUCCGUCUCCUGCAGUGUGAUCCCAGCAGCGCUGGGCAGUUCUGAAUCUGUUCUUUGGAUGAAUUAUGUAUCUGCUUUUUUUUUUUUUUCCUUGCCAAACAACAUUCAUGGUAGUGUUGCCUCUGUAUGGCCAAUUAUGCCUUCAUUUGUGGCAUCUUAUAGCUUCUUUUGUUGUGGAUUAAUUAUAAGAAUGCUGAAUUGCUCUUAACAAUUUGUCCAGAGCGCAGGCAAUACUGUUUUAAACAGAUAUUGUGGUGUUAUCACUGUUUAAAAGAUUUUGUUUUGGGGUUGGGUUUUUUGUUGUUUUUUUUUUAACGUGUCUGUUUUGGAAAGUACGUGUUGAGAAGGAGUAAACCAACAACAAAACCCUUGGCAGCAUGACACACUGACAGAUUUUAGAUUGCUGCUUUAGUAGUUAAGUAUUCACCCACAGGACCUGAAGGUGCAGUAGAGGUUGAACCAAAGGGGUCGUGAUGGGUGGGGUAGGAUUCACCUGGAACCUCCUCCCCUGUCCAGGAGACACCAAUUAAGGUCAAAGACAGGAUCGGGAAAAAGUACAGAAGAGCAAAACGUGUGCGGGCUGUGUCGCUGCACCUCUGCUCCUAUGCCUCAUUGUUUCAAUGCUGUGAACAAUUUCCAGGUUGUGAAGCAGAAGGGAAAAAACAAAGUUCGACAUUUUUUACUAGGUUUACAGUAGUUGAUUUCACAUGGCUUUAUCUGAAAAUUCAGCAGUUUGCAAUCCUGAUCCCCAGAUCCACAACUGACAAUACCUCUUACCGUUUGGGCUCAGCAAAGGCAGACACAGAUAUGGAAAACUGGGUCUUGACAAUGAAUUUAAGGGAGAUACAUGUUGAAUGUGAAAUUUUCAGGUUAGUAGUAAUAAAGCAGUUUCUACUAAGGAGAGUGGGCAUUCACGUGAGGAACUCACGGACACCUGCAAGCAGCUGCAGCUGAGGCACAUCUGCUGUUCUGAAUGCUCUUGCAUAAUAUGAACUUUUGGGGGUGUUUUUGUCUCUCUCCACAUAGCUAACAGAGUUUCUGGGCCUGCUCUAAGGGGAAGGCUGUCAUCAAAACUUGUUUUAGACAUAGAAUUGUAGCAUUUAUAUUUCAUUUAUUUUAGUAAAGUUGGAAAAAUCUGUACUGAAAUGAGGAAAUGGUACGCUUUAUGGUAUAUUUAUAUAUAUAAAAAUUAAAACAAAAAAAAGAUCAGUUCUUGAGAGAAAUGUUGAAUGUUUAUCUUUUCACCUAGAUGCAGGAAUUCUGAAAUUUGCUGCUGCAAAACUUUAUCCUUUGGUCAGAGUUGCUGUAUGCAAAGCUAGUACACAUACGUGGGAUUUCUUAGGGACUUUACAAGUGCUGCUGCAAUGGAAAAGCUUUAGCCACAGGAGGCAUUAUGCUGACUAAAUUGGCAUUAAUCUGUCAUUAGCUAAAGUCUGCUCUGUGAUCCUGUUGGAGAGGUACCCAUGUAGGCAGUGCACGGCAUUGGGAAUUCAUGAGCUCGUUAGAGUAACCUUUGUCUGACAGGCAAGGUUGGCAUUUUGUCAAGUGACCUUGUAGAUGCUAAUCCCCAGUAGCCUUAAUUUAAAAUAAACUAAGUAAAAUAAGUCUGCUUUGCAGAUGAUGAUUAGCUAAGUACUAAUUAGAAGUCAUGAAUAAGUAGCCGAGUAUGAAUAUUUUUUUUAUGAGUACUAGCUAGCAUGUACAAUAACUGAGAGAAAAAAAUCCUAGACUUAAUUUUUCCAUGCCAUUUGAUUUGCCAGGUGUGAAGUGCAGAGCAUAUUAAAAUAAAAUAAAAAUAAAUUGAAAUUAACAUUGCUAAUCAGUUGUACUAUAAUUAUUAUGAGUGGCUAAUUGCACUCAAUAAAUGUCUUCAGGCACAUGCCUUUGUCUCAAAUGAUCAAGAAAUCCAGUUGAUGAUAUAUUCCCAUUAUAUUAAUCAAAAUACUGAGCAGAGAUGUGUGUGGGAAAAUAAGAAAGCAAAAGAGGCCCAACCAGAGGCACAAACAGAUUUCGAUACCCAGCACUUUCAGCUGUUACAAGCAUCGCUGGCAAAUCUUGCACCAGUUCCUCCAGUUGAUGGAAAUGUUCCCUAUCUCUUUCUCCCUGAUCUUCAUAGACAUCCUGGGCAUCUCUUUGAAGGAGAGCCUGUGUCUACCUUCUCCAAGGUCAUUUUUUCCUUUACCUGGGGAGCUGCUGGCCCUCUCUCCCAUAUCUGUCACCUCAUGUAUAUUGAAAGCCAUGUUCCCUCUUGAGCACCAGUCCAGUCCCACUGCCCCAGCUGCUCCUGGGUGCUCUGUCACCACCACUGCACAGGCAGGGCUCAGCGAUGCUCGAAAAACCCGGCCAAACUUGUAACCUACCAGCUCAGUGCAGGCACCUAGACCCAGAGCAGCCCAGCCCUACAGAAGCUGGCAUCUACUGAAAGUGAACUUGGAUACCUUCUGCAGUUCCAUGUUCUGCAUGUGACUGCAACUUUUAAAACAUUGCCUUUUAUUUAAGUGACUGCAUUCCAUCUCUUUUUAGUUUUCUAAGGUAUUUCUGGCCCAGAACCUAAUCUCGCUGUUUUCGCUCAGUAGUUUUGGGGCUUUGGGGCCAGACUUGCUUCACGUGUUAAUACUGUACAACGCAUGUUUGAAAACACAGCCCGUGAUAUGACCCCUGGCCAGCGGAGAUGCAAUUCUUCCAACAGUUCACAAAAUCUGGAAAGAAUAAGAAUUAGCCUAUGCUCCAGAGGACAUAGCUGGAGAUAAGAUUAUUGUAUAAACAUUUACAGACUGAACUAAGGUUAUUCCUUUACCUGACUACCGCUGAUGAUUGGUAUUGUUUUAAAUUACUAACUAUCCCUUUCUUUCUCUGCCUCUCCUUGUAUUUUAAAAGUGAUCCGUAGCUGGAGCUGUGAUAGGAACAGCCGCAAAGCGCAGUGCAGCAGGACAGCAGUGGUGUGCUGCGCCUCGGAUUGGAAUUUUCUGCUUUGCUGCCGUUCACAUUUGCGAUCAUAACUCCUUCGUAAACCUUUUGAAGACAAAAUGACCUAUCCUGUAAAAAAUAGCACAUCAAGUCAGACACUUUCAAGCCAUCAGUUAGCAGUAUUUCCCUACAUGAAGGAUGGCAGACAGCACAUACUGUGUCACAUCACCUCAAUUUCGUAGAUGCAUUCUCCAGUCUUAGAUGCAUGUGAAAGAGGUAACAUUCACUCGCAUGUUGUCCAAGUGAAUUAAUGAGUACAUCCCACAUGUAGACUGAAUCCAUGGAAAAUGCCAGUCCCGUUUAUCUGGCAUUCCCAGUCAGCUUGCCAGACCAGAAGAUGGGAAGUGAGUACUAUGGCUUGCGCAGUCUGCAGCAGCCUGUCUUUGUUUUAGGGUGCUUUGGGAAGGGAAAAGGGACAUAAUGCUUAUAAAACCAGCAUGCAUGUGGUUUUGUGAGCAAAGGUUUGAGAGGGACUAUCUAUGUUUCAGCGUUAUUUGAAGCCCUGUGAGUUCACAGCAGUGAGUACUCCUGAGGUACACAAAACUGUGCUUCUUCUCUUGCUGUUCUUAGGAGUUUGCAGGAUUUUUGUCUUAUUGUCGGGGCAUUUUGUCCUUUGUUAUGCUCUGUUAUAAAGCAUGUCCUCCACUUUUUCUAGACACUACUGCUAAAAACAGUUAGCCAGAAUUCUGUAACUUCUGUAGCUGCAUGAGGUCUAUGUGCAGAAGUAUCGCAGUCUAGUACACUAAGUGGUCACAUGUGACCGAGUCCCCAUGGUUUAAUAACUGCUCCCGGAGGCUGAGCCCCAGGGCUUUUCAGCGUGUGCUUUCUUCACUGGUGGCAAACCGGUGCAAUAAUGUGGCUUAGCUUAAUUUUCUUUCACUGCAGACCAAGCUAAGACACAUUACCUUGCAUUUGCUGUGGGCUGGAAGCACACACAUGGGCAGAAACCUCGGUUCGGCUGACUCAUGGAAACUAGGUGAACUGUGGUAACUCGAUGUUGAGCCCUAAUCCGCAGACUAAGCCAAGAUGAUAACUUGGCUGUGGCUGUACAUGUCUCAGUACAUGUGAACCGGGGAACACGGUGACAACUGGCAAGUCCCUGGGGACACAUGGCAGUGGGGAGGGAAUCUCCAGACUCAGAACAUGCCCUAAGCUCAGCUGUCUCCCUUCUUUUAAAGCACUCUUUUUUUGUUUGUUUUUUUUAGCAGCACCGGUGAAGAUGCAACAUGAUAGCAAUAUAGCACAGUCAGGAUAAAGGAGUCAUCCUUCAAAAGCAUUCCCUUUUGAAGCCUAGUGUGCAAGCACCAAGUGAAACGAGCAAAGGGGAGAGCUGGACAAGACCUCCUGAACACCCACCACUGCCAGCACCUCCUUUUUUCUUUCUUGUGGUGCUCCCUCCGUUUCCUGGUGAGGCGGUCCAGGGGCUCAGGAGUUAGGUGUCAGGUAACUGGUGCAAGACUGGUGGAGAAAAAUUUUUCACCUGCCCUUUGCACAAGCAUUUGGAUGCAUUCUUUGCUCUCUGUCUUACCAGGCGGUGUCUCACGUAGGAGUCUUAAAGUGGGGGAAGUCAGUUUCCUUGGUAUCACAGGCAGAACUUGUGCUUAGAAAUGCAGAGGGACUUGGCAAGCGCCAGACAGCCGAGCAACACGUAGAGCUGCAUGCGGAGUUUUCCAUUGCCUGUGCAGUAGGCAGAUAAGAUACAAAGCAGUGAUAUGUCAGGCUCAUGGUGUGAUGUGCUCUGAGAUAGGGCUAGACCAGAAAUGGCACCUCCUAGCUGAGCAGCUCUGUCUGCUGCAUAUUCAGUCAGAGGUGCUGACGAAACGCACUUUUAAAUACCUUCAGCACGAACAUGCAGCUGCAGAGGUAGAAUAACUCUGCUCUUUCUUGCCUGUAAGCAACAGAGCUGUUUGCCAUGCCCCAGCUAGACGUCAAACAAACAGCUCCCUGGAGGAGCAUCAGGCAUUUCCUAAGUGUAACUGAGGGCAAAACGUUACCCGCAGGAGCUCUCUUCCUGGUCAUGGCAGACAAGAAGGGAAAGCUCCGUCUGACUGUGGUCCAGGUGCCAUUUUGCAGGCUGAGGAAAGUGAGAAGAACAGUUGUGUUUUAAGCAGAUGGAGGGAAGAAGCAGCAGGGUUGGUAAACUGGGAUGCAGAUGGAAAGCAGUGACAUGGGAAAUCGGGACUAUCAUUAAGGGGCUGCAGAAGCCGUUAGGUGCCUCUGGCAUUCCGAGCAGUAGAAUGAUUGUUCAGAUGCAAAGUCAAUCUCUUCACCCCUUGCAGAAACCAUCCCUGGCUACCAUGGAUGUCUUGGCAGCAUCCCUUAUUCCAGCCCAGCUUUUGCUGCUGUUGCUUCCAGAUCAUCCAUACUGUUUCAGGGGUGGGGAUUUUCACAGGAUAACAUAUAAAGCUUUUCAGAUACACUCUCCAUAUCUUAAGAAGUAACAGCUGGAAAGGCCAGAUGUAAGGGGCUUUUUGCAAUGUACAGAUUUGAUUUCCUCAUUGCUCCCACAGGUCGUGUUAUUGUAGUAUGUAUAGUUGGGACUAAGCUAUUGUGUGUAAAUUGAUGAGUAAUGCACAAUAAACAAGGCAAAAAAGAGCUUGGGCUGUAGUGAAAAAUGUGAAAAGACUAGAGAAAUGAAAAACUGUAAGAGGCAUCACUGCCUUUAGAUCAGGGUCUGAAUUCACAAGGUAAACGCCCCUUAGCAAUCAAUAGUUAGCACAGAAUAUUUCCUCUUCACCAGCCCAGCCCAUAGGACCUCCUGGGCUGCUUCGCUUCAUCCCCGUGUCACUGUGUGCUGGGGCUGGGGAUGCUGUGUCCCACCACAGAGAUGGCAUCUGAGCUUACUCAGCCUGCUGAGUGCUUCCCAGAUCUCAGAGCACACAACGGCCACCCUCUCUGUAGUGUUCCCUUACUGUGCAGCUGAAAAAUGUCUCAGAUCUUCCCCUCUUGCCCUGACCUUAUAGCAAGGGUGUUCUCACCUUCCCAAAGAGGCAGUCAGGGUGUCUGGCUCUCUGAGGCUUUGCGCCCACCUCCUGGUUGCCCUCCUUAGCCGCUGUGUGAAGGAAUAACAAACGCCAGCCCUUGAGAUCUGGAGGAGCCAGGCUCAAUGCACUUAAAUGGAACAGCUUCUGAUCUGGUUCCCAGCCUUCGGCCCUCCUGUGUGUACCUUGCCAGCUGCACUAUUUAUUUCCUAUUAUUAAGUAAUGGCAGUAUUAAACAUUUCAAGAACACAGCGAACCUCUGGAACAAUGUGGUUUUCAUUAUCAUGUAUGUCUUUGUUGACUGCACCACAGACUGAACCUGACCAGUGCUCACCCUCCGCUCCCAUGGUCGGUUCCACAGAGAGCUAAUUUCUUCCAGGCAGAAGCAGCAUCUUCCUGUGCGUCACCAUUCAGUGUGCGGUGCCCGAUGCCGCCUGGAGCACCCAGAUACUGAGGACCAAAAGAUAAUUUUGGCGCAGCAAUGUCAGGCAGAGAUUCUUCCUGCCAUCUGUCAAAAGCACGUGUCAAGGGUGUGACCUCUGGUUUUCUCCUCCCUGGGGACAGGGGUUUCAGUGGUAUUCAGGGCUGGCCUCAUGUUCCCCCACUGAAUGGGAUGAUGGUAAUUAGUAAACCCACCUGAGAAAAUCCUCUUAAAUUCUAAGCUUCGUUUGUGCUGUUAAUUGGCUGCACUCAGAGGGAAGAUUAAUGGGUCCUAGGCAGUUGUUCAGGGGAGAACUUGCAGUUCCUUGCCACCACCACCACCUUUUUAUGUCCUGUUAUUAGUUUAUUCCCAUCUCCAGGGCAACCAAAUAGUUUUUAUUAGUAUCUGUGAGAAAAAGAAAAAACAAAAACAGAGUUUGAAUCUGAUAAGGAUCUAAGGAAGCUUACUAAGGAUGUUGUGCUCCAUGUUAGUCAUGACUGCUCUACAAGAUCAAGUUUCUUUGGUAUUUUGUGUUUAAUUUCCUUAUUUGUGUUUUAGUUGCAUUUGUGAUUGAUUUUUUUUUUGGGGGGAUCCUCUUAGAUUCAGCCCUGCCAGUCGUUUAACUCAUGCUAGUAAAAGUCCUGAUGAUCACAAGAGCAGAGCUGCCUGAGCAAUUGCUGCCGAGGUGGGCUCACCAUGCCUAGUAAAACUGAAGUGCUUCGUUAUAUGUGAGGGAUUCUUUUUGUCUGCACGUUUGCUGCAAGGACACAGAUCGAACUGCAUUUCAAUAUGCUUGUCUCUUCCACUUGCUCACUUCAAUUCUGUCUGAGCAGUCUUGUAGUUAACAUUUGUAUAUUCGGUUCUAUUUCUCUCUUGAACCCAAGGUGACCAAUAUCGGCCUCUUCUGACACAGGUACUUGAUGCUUUGGAUUUUUAAGUAUUGCUAAGUGAAUGAUGUGAUGGAUGCAAAAGUAAAUAAUUAUACAUUUUUGUGCUGGUUUAGGCUGGGACGCAGUUUAAUUUUCUUCACAGCAGCGUGUAUGGGCUGUUUUGGAUUUGUGCUGGGAACAGUGCUGAUAACACAGGGAUGGUUUCGUUGCUGCUGAGCAGGGCUUACCCAGAGCCAAGGGCUUUUCUGCUCCUCACCCCACCCCACCAGCGAGUGGGCUGGGGGCACAAGGAGCUGGGAGGGGACACAGCCGGGACAGCUGACCCCAACUGACCAAAGGGAUAUUCCAUACCAUGACACCGUGCUCAGCAUAUAGAGCUGGGGGAAGAAGGAGGAAGGGGGGGAUGUUCGGUGUGAUGGUGUUUGUCUUCCCCUGUAACCGCCAUGUGUGAUGGAGCCCUGCUCUCCUGGGGGUGGCCGAACACCUGCCUGCCCCUGGGGAGGGGUGAAUGCAUUCCUUGUUUUGCUUUGCUUGCGGCUUUUGCUUUACUUAUUAAAUGGUCUUUAUCUUAAUCCACAAGUUUUCAUAGAAUGAUAGAACCUUUUAGGUUGGCAAAGACCUUUCUCACUUUUACUCUUCUGAUUUUCUUCCCCAUCCCACUGGUGGGGGAGUGAGGGAGCAGCUGUGUGGGGCUUAGUGGCCAGCUGGGGUCAAACCGUGACAAUUUUUUUUGUGUAAAUUUGGGCAGAUAUUUUUGAUGUAGACACUAAGAAAUUGAGCUAAACCAUGGCCAAAAGCUGAACGGAUCCAAGUGUCCAGUUCCCGUUUAAGUCCACGACCAUUCCACAGGGAGAACUUUCUCAUCUCUGAAUCAGACUGGUUCUACAUUGCAGCAUACAGUAGGGAUACCAAAUCUAACCUUAAACAAGUUAGCGCAGGCAGACUAACUGCAGCAGCACGGAGUUCAGCAUAUCCUGUGUCUUGGCAAAAUUAGGUACCUCUCUAGAUGAAUGCUUUGUAAGCAAAUUUGCAUAUCCUGAGGAAGAUUUUUACAAGUCAGAAAGGAGAGGGAUGACUAUGAAUUAAAUGAAUUUGGUCCACAUAUUUUUCUUAUGACUGUCUAGAAUUGCUAGUGUCUUGUGUGUAGUUGCCUGUAGCUAUCGUGGUGUGCUGAUUUUUCUCCCCAGUUCUAUUGUAAGCUCAUCUGGUGAUAUUCUGAGUCUCCAGACAGUUCUCAGCCAGGCAAAGCCCCAUGGAAAGGCUGCCGGGAGGUGCGCUGCUGCCCUGGGGAUUUGGCCCUGUGCUGUUGCAGGCUUUGGGAGCUUUGCAGAGUGACGUGUUAAACCUACCCAGUAGCAUGGAAGUAGACGAUCGAUCGGGCCAUCAGAGGAAACAGAGAAUUUGGCGGAGGGUUGUGUCUGUGUUUUGCACCCCCCAGCACGUGCACCAUUCCCCCUGCUAUUAACUUCCAGUUAGGACCUUUUUCGAGCUCUUAGUGUCAGAGUAAAGUUUUCUUAUGCUGAUGAUGUAUUUGUAUUAUGCAAUGUACUCAGAAAAAACCCAGAAGAUUAUCUCUCUGCAGCUGUCCUCUCUUCUUGAGAAGCUGUUCUCUUCUGUAUAUAUGAUAUGCAGAAUGUACGGGAGUCUUACCAGCAUUGGUUUGCAUUUUUAAGACUGUUCUAAUUAGUGUGUGAUACUAUUGUGUUUUUGUAGUGACAUCUUUGAUGUAAGAUGUAAAAACUAUUUAAAAUGAUUUUUUUUCUUUUGGUUAUUGUUCAGCUUUUAGAGAUAGCACCAAGGACUGCAUGUUCACUAGAAUCAGUCUUUUUCAAGGGCCGUCAUAGCUGCACAUAGGCACCGGCGUUUCACCCGGAGCACAAUACCUGCAUUCUUGUUUUAAUAGGGGUCAGUUGUGAGUGGAAAGUAAUUCUUCCUGAAAAGUCUAGUUUUCUGUCUUUCCCUCUCUCAGACUCAAGCUUCCCACUCCCGCUGUGUGUCAGUCCCAGCCCCAGGAGGAGACUUGGGAGCAGGGUCCCCUAACGCGGGGCACACCGCUGGCCCCUGGUCAGGCUUCCUUACCCCUGAGCUCACUGCAUGCACACUCAGCGUUCCUUGGGACUGCUGGCUAUACCAUGACAAAACCGAUGGGUUCAUAUUUUAAGGCCAUUUGUGCAAAUGACUUCAAAAUUAAUUAACUAAAACUUGGAGGAAUGAAGCAAUUAAGGAAAAGGAGACCCUGAGCGGCAAGUUUGGGGUCAAAAUCUUAUUGGGCUGCUUAAUACAGCAAGAACUUGGGGUCAGUCCCUAAAAGACAGGACCGUUUGGGGGGGCUUAGGUCUACGUUUCUUGUUGGGUUUGGAGAGUGAAGAGGGGCUUGGAUCCGGCCUUUCAGGCAGUGCUGACUUACUCAACAAAUUGAGUCUGAGAGAGAUGCUUCUCCAGAUUGUGUCCUGGGCCAAAAUAGAAGACAUGCUGCAGCUUAGGAGUUUUUUGUCUUUUAGGUUUUUUUUUCUUUUUAACGGAGAAAGCAGUAUAAACUGCACCUGGAAAAAUGACUGACUUUAAAAGCAUGGUUUCCCUUGUUAUAUAGACACUCACAAAACAGCAUUGUGUGGUUAAAAAGGCGCAUUUGUGAUAGUUUCUUUUUCAGUGCCAAAAUAUAUAAGCAGUAUUGUUUGAAGGGAAAUAAGAAUUUUUUUACUGUAUUGUUAUUACCGUUGAACAAAUAUUGUUUUUAAAUGUUAGAUUUUGAAGACUUUUGUAUUGUAAACUGUUUUGUGACAUGGUGCUUUUUCAUACUGGAAUUACUGAUCGCACCUAAAUAUGAAUUAUUUUGUUUUCUUAUAUAAAUAUGUAACCUUGAUCAAUCUUGAUGAAAACCAAUGUAUGGUGGAUACCAAUGGUUCAAACAAAUUCUCCUACUGAAAUCCCCUGAAUGUUCUUUCCUACUAAUAAACAUUCUGCUGCAGCUA